CACUCCGGCCUCUUCCUCUCCUGAAUCUAUGAGCAGGAAAAAAUAUACCAACCUACGAAUUUUAGUGUGGAAAAACGUUAAAAAAGCGAGUUAAACUGAACGAUUCUUAGGAACUGUAACGAUUAUACAAAGUGAUAAGUCAUAUAUAUAUACCCGGUGGACUCAGAGGAACAGCUGCGUGUUCAUGGUGGCUUCUGGUGGGGUGAGUGUGAUGCACACACUAAGUGCCUCGAGUAUGAUGCGUGCCCAGACCUGCGUGCGGCGUCGAGUGCCCUGAACCCCAGUGAGAGUUGUAAGUGAGAAUGGGAGGGAUGUAAGUGUUCUCCCCCGUCAGCCUCGCCUCCAGCGACUACAGACAAGUCGUGGGACGGGUUAUGUCGCUGCCAGACUCCUCGUCCUGCCAUCACUGUCACAUUCACGCGCCUAUCCCCGCCCGGGAUCUGAAGCGCACCCAUCCGCUCAGGUCACACUUCGUCGACAAGAGCGAAGAUGCUGCCCAGCCCGGGAAGAACGAGCUGGCCAACAACAGCUUCAAGAAGAACGUUUCCUUCCUCUACAGGAAGAUAAACAGGAAGGGUAUUAGAAGCUUAGCCAAGGAGAGCCAGACAAAUGUCACCAUUCCCAUCCCUCCUCCCGUCCCCACGAGGGUUGUCGACGCCCGUCCCGCGGUGGUUGUCGACUCUGUGCCUCUGCCCGACACGCCGCCGCGGAGCUCGGCGCCCGUAGGGAGGAGAGUUCGGCGUCGGCGCCGCGGGAUGGCAGGACUGCAGGCAGUUUUGUUAGUCGGUGCAUACGCUCUGCUGUUGGUGCUGGCCGUGGUUAUCGGCGUCGUCCUCAGCCAGAACCCCCGUCGGGUGGCGGGUCGGCCGAGGUUUCCCGACUCACAGCUCGCUCCUCGACCCGUCUUCAGAGAUGCCGCUCCUGCCCCCGCCCCCGCCGUGAGGGCAGGUCGCCCUCGCUUCCCUCCCCCCAGCGGCGGCUCCCCCAGGAUUGGCGCCCCCCGCCAGGGUGGUGGUGUUCCCCUCCCUCCCCCACCACCCACCACCGCCCCCCCGGAGCCGGAGUUCGACUACGUGUACGUGGACGACUCCCCCCAAGACCUGAGACUGGCGCCCAGCCCCGUGCCCAGCCACUUCCCCACCAACGCCCCGUCACCUCAGUCAUUCAGACCUCAGCCGGCCCCAGCACCCCGCCCCCCCGUCGCCCAGCAGGAGGAGCCGAGGCGUCCCUCUAACCCAUCUCCUCGCAGGACCACCGUCCCCCUCGCCAGCCUCGACAGGGACUUCAGUCUGCAUGACGACCAAGCAAUUAGAGGACGCAAAGAACCCGAGGUGAAGAUCCUCCGAUCAUGGUCACACCAGAACGCCGACGGCACGUUCUCUUGGGGCUACAUCAACGACGACGGCUCCUACAAGAACGAGACCCGCGGUCUGGACUGCGUGGUGCGGGGCGUCUACGGCUACAUCGACAAGGCCACCGGGGAGCAACUCUCCUUCCCCUACGAGUCCGGCAACCCCUGCGACCCUGACGCACCAGACUAUUACUACGACUACGAGGCUGGUUCCCCGGCCACCGACGGGGCGCCCCCCCGCCCCGCCCCCAAGACUGCCAGCCUCCCCCCGCGGCGCCAGGGCUGAGCUCCUGGGCCAGGCUGCAGCAUCACCUUUGCCAUAAAUAAUAAACAGCAUUCACAAGCGCACUUCAAGUUAGCCUCAACAGCAUCAGUUCAUUAUCCUCACUCCAGCUGUUACGACAGCUUGGUGACCACAGCAUCAAUUAUCUCUCCUCCCUUGAGUCGUUACCUUACUCCUUGUAGUUACAACAUCAGUUCCCUCCAUCCUCCAGCUGUUACCAUACUCUUGGUGGUCACAUAUUCAGCCUGUGGCCAGUGAUGUCAGCUGUUUAAGACAAUCUAUAUUUAUCGAAUGUUACAAUUCUAAAUACAAAUUACAAAUAUG
This is a messenger RNA of Procambarus clarkii (red swamp crayfish), 1958 nucleotides long. RefSeq lists its product as uncharacterized. The record is from RefSeq and is a predicted model, not a curated record. NCBI's taxonomy places the organism in Eukaryota, Metazoa, Arthropoda, Malacostraca, Decapoda, Cambaridae.